Tachysurus fulvidraco (yellow catfish) is the source of this 1635-nucleotide messenger RNA. RefSeq names its product actin related protein 2/3 complex, subunit 1B (gene arpc1b). Gene Ontology annotation, cellular component: Arp2/3 protein complex; actin cytoskeleton. Lineage: Eukaryota; Metazoa; Chordata; Actinopteri; Siluriformes; Bagridae. Gene Ontology annotation, biological process: Arp2/3 complex-mediated actin nucleation. The transcript is spliced from 10 exons. The record is from RefSeq and is a predicted model, not a curated record. The coding region runs from base 266 to 1375 and encodes 369 amino acids. Gene Ontology annotation, molecular function: actin filament binding.
GAGUUCAGAAGAAGGCUGUCCUCACUGGCAGGCAGGCAGACAGACGCCCACAUGAGGAAGUGGUUAUGCUUCUUAAACAGGAAGGGGAGAGAACGCUUUUUUCUUCUGUAAUAAAGAGUAAAGAAAUAGUUGAGUUUCAUUAAGAGCCAAGCCAGCGUUUGUGUUGACUGCUCAGAGUCCACGAACUGAGGCUUUUCUUUAACAUCUCACUCUACGCUGCAUCUCAGGGACGUUCUGGUUCAACCGUUUCCAAGAGUCUCCAGUCAUGGCUUACCACAGCUUUCUGCUCGAGCCCAUCAGCUGCCACGCCUGGAACAAGGAUCGGACUCAAAUCGCACUGUGCCCUAAUAACCAUGAUGUCCACAUCUAUAAAAAGGAGGGAAAUAGCUGGAACAAGAUCCAUGUGCUGAAGGAGCACAAUGGCCAAGUCACUGGUAUCGACUGGGCCCCGGAGAGCAACCGCAUUGUGACCUGUGGCACUGACCGUAACGCUUACGUCUGGACCAUAAAGGGGGAUGUGUGGAAGCCCACUCUGGUCAUCCUCAGGAUCAAUCGUGCUGCCCGAUGCGUUAAAUGGUCACCCAAGGAGAACAAGUUUGCUGUGGGGAGCGGCUCUCGCCUCAUCUCUGUCUGCUACUUCGAGCAGGAGAACGACUGGUGGGUUUGUAAGCACAUUAAGAAGCCCAUUCGCUCUACUAUCCUGUGCCUGGACUGGCACCCCAACAACGUCCUCCUGGCUGCUGGAUCGUGUGAUUUCAAAUGCAGGAUUUUCUCAGCCUACAUCAAGGAAGUUGAGGAGAAGCCUGCUCCAACUCCAUGGGGCUCCAAGAUGCCAUUCGGAGAGGUGAUGUUUGAAUCGUCUGGCACUGCAGGCUGGGUGCACGGUGUUUCCUUCUCCGAGAGCGGGAAUCGCGUUGCUUGGGCGAGUCACGAUAGCACGGUGGCUGUAGCUGAAGGAGGCAAGACUGCUGUAAUGGCCAGUCUGGCUUCAGAGACGCUUCCCCUGCUCUGUGUGACCUUCAUCACUGAGAACAGCUUAGUGGCAGCAGGCCACGACUGUUACCCUGUGCUGUUUGUCUACGAUGCUGCAAAAGGAGCUCUGACUUUUGGUGGUAAACUUGACGUUCCCAAACAAAGUGCUCAGAAGGGUCUGACUGCCAGGGAGCGUUUCCAGAACCUGGACAAAAAAGCCACGUCAGACAGCAAGGAGGCCGUGCUGGAGUCCCUGCACAAAAACAGCAUCAGUCAAAUCUCAGUGCUCGAUGGAGGGAAAGUGCAGUGCAGCAAAUUCUGCACCACUGGGAUGGACGGAGGAAUGGCCAUUUGGGACGUCAAGACCCUCUCAUCUGCCAUGAAAGAUCUGAAGAUCGUCUAAAAGCGGACUUCGUGGUAUCCUGAAGAAAAACUGAUCAUCAUGAGUGCUGGGAUACAGUUAUUAUAUAUAUAUAUAUAUGGCUGAUCAUCAAUAAUGCAACAGUACAUAGCAUUUAUUCUUCUAAAAGCAGCUGUGAUCGGACUUACAGCCCCCUGCUACUGUUUAUGACUCUUGGUACUGCUCACUUACUGAUUCUUAAUUGUCUUGAAUAAUAAUAAAAAUAAAAACACCUUAAAUAAAUAACUUUGAAUAAAAUUGUA